ACAUGAAUUGUGAAACACUAUUUAUUUUUAGAUUUUAGUAACACAAGAAAUUAUACGUAUUUGUUAUGAUUUAUACUAUAAGUUAAUCUUUCUUUAUUUACUACAGUAAUCUCUGUAAGAUUAAUUUAUUCAUAUACUUUAAAAUUAAAUAAAAAUAUAUUGGUUUGCUAAGGAAAGAAGUGAAGUGAUUCGCCUUUACCUGCCUUGAAAGCUUAAAAUGUCCUCACCACGCCCAAAGAGCCCUCGAACCCCAGUUUUGCCUAAAAAAGAGGAUAAGGAAGAAUCAUUCUGGGAUAAAAUUGGUACCAUUGGCCGCAAAAAGCGAAUUAAGGAAGUGCAAGAAGUUCAAGCGGAGGGUAAAUAUGCGAUAGAUUCACCAGGAAGCCCAACUGCACCUGAGAUUCCACCUGAAGAGUACAGUUUACUUGACAAUGAAGAAAGAGCAAUAAUUGAACCAAGGUCACUUGAGGAUCCUAAGGUGAAAGAACUUAUCCAAGUACUGAUUGAUUGGAUAAAUGAUGAGCUUGCAGUACAGAGAAUUAUUGUGAAGGACAUAAGCGAAGAUCUUUAUGAUGGACAAGUUCUGCAGAAGUUACUUGAGAAGUUAACACGGAACAAGCUCGAUGUUCCUGAGGUUACACAGUCUGAGGAAGGCCAACGGCAGAAACUGGCUGUUGUUUUGAGAGCAGUCAACACAGUGCUGUAUGGAACAUCAAAGCCUACACAGAAAUGGAGUGUUGAUUCAAUUCACUCAAAGAAUGUGGUCUCCAUCCUGCAUUUGCUGGUAGCCCUUGCGCGUCAUUUCCGAGCACCAAUUCGUCUGCCAGAAAAUGUCAGUGUUAAUCUGGUUAUUGUUAAGAAGGAUGCUCCAAAUCAAUUGUCUCACAGGACGUUCAUAGAGGAUAUAACAACUAUGUAUGACGAUUUGGGAAUGAAGUGUGAACGGGAUGCAUUUGACGCUCUGUUCGACCAUGCACCUGACAAGUUGCAGGUUGUUAAGAAGUCCCUGAUAACAUUUGUUAACAAACACUUGAGCAAAGUGAACCUUGAGGUGAUGGACCUGGAUAGUCAGUUCCACGACGGGGUCUUCCUGGUACUGCUGAUGGGUCUUCUUGAAGGUUUCUUCGUGCCCCUCUACGAUUUCCACCUGACUCCUCAAGACUUCGAUCAGAAAGUCCAUAACGUGUCGUUCGCAUUCGAACUGAUGCAAGACGUUGGCCUUGCGAAACCCAAGGCUAGGCCUGAAGAUAUCGUGAAUCUAGAUCUGAAAUCAACCCUCCGUGUCUUGUAUAAUCUUUUCACCAAGUACAAGAACAUGGCAUGAAACUAUUUAUAGAUUUAAUAUUUGCCUUGUGUUAAUUCUAUAGUAUAGCUAUACUAAUCAAUUAAUUAUUAAGCUGACAUAAUAUUUUCUAUAAUUUAUUAACAGAUGUUUAUUAAUGUGCCUUAUAAUAUAAUAUUACUAAAACAAA
This is a messenger RNA of Leptidea sinapis, 1472 nucleotides long. It is a transcript of the gene parvin, whose product is annotated as beta-parvin. Gene Ontology annotation, cellular component: cytoplasm; actin cytoskeleton; focal adhesion. The record is from RefSeq and is a predicted model, not a curated record. Gene Ontology annotation, molecular function: actin binding. Gene Ontology annotation, biological process: establishment or maintenance of cell polarity; cell projection assembly; substrate adhesion-dependent cell spreading. NCBI's taxonomy places the organism in Eukaryota, Metazoa, Arthropoda, Insecta, Lepidoptera, Pieridae. The coding region runs from base 218 to 1324 and encodes 368 amino acids. The transcript is spliced from 7 exons.